Xiphophorus hellerii (green swordtail) is the source of this 1225-nucleotide messenger RNA. RefSeq names its product alpha-(1,3)-fucosyltransferase 7-like. Lineage: Eukaryota; Metazoa; Chordata; Actinopteri; Cyprinodontiformes; Poeciliidae. The transcript is spliced from 2 exons. Gene Ontology annotation, molecular function: alpha-(1->3)-fucosyltransferase activity. The record is from RefSeq and is a predicted model, not a curated record. Gene Ontology annotation, cellular component: membrane. Bases 128 to 1180 code for a protein of 350 amino acids.
CCUGCUUCACCGACUACAAUUACUGCACUCAUCAGCUUGGCUCUUUUCUUACAUCGUCUAAAGGCGAAAGGAUCUUCACAAGGUGAGAAAUCAACAAUCCACACAGGAAAGUGACCAUGCUAAAAAGAUGGAGGUCCGAUCUAUCAAGAAUGGCAUCAUCUUCUGCACCAUUGUGGGUUUGCUACUUAUCUUGUAUUGUGGAUUGCAAAAAGGAGUUAAAUCCUCCUACUUCAGUUACUCAAGAGGCAGUGGGAAUGUGACCAUUCUCAUCUGGUACUGGCCUUUUGGCGACAUGUUAACCCUAAAGGGAAAUGUGUGCUGGGAUCGGUACAAAAUACCACACUGUAUACUGGUGGAUCAGCGCUCCUUUUUCCCCUCAGCUGAUGUUGUUGUGUUCCACAACAGAGAACUGAUACAGGGAAGCCAGCAGCUUCCAACCAAACUCCCACGUCCACAAGGCCAGAGAUGGGCCUGGAUGUCACUGGAGUCUCCCAGUCACAACGGAAACUUGAAGAAGUUUGCAAAUAUCUUCAACAUGACCAUUUCCUACAGGAGAGAUGCUGAUGUUACCACACCUUAUGGUGAGCUGAAACCUUUAGAGACUGAAAGUAAUCUGGUGGAGGACAGCCAUAUAAAUAAGACCUCUUUGGUCUGCUGGGUGGUCAGCAACUACAUGGACCACCACAAAAGAACCCAAGUUUACAAAGAACUCAGUGCCAUGGUUCCUGUGAAGGUUUAUGGACACUGGAAUAAAAUGCCGCUCUCCUCUGAAGACCUCUUACCAACAAUCUCUUGCUGCUACUUUUACUUGGCUUUUGAGAACUCUCUGGCAAAAGAUUAUGUGACUGAGAAGCUGUGGCAGAAUGCUUACAAAGCAGGGGCUGUACCCGUUGUACUAGGACCCCCAAUAAGUGACUACAAAGCUGUGGCUCCAGAACAUUCUUUUAUCCAUGUCGAUGAGUUUUCAUCAGUACAAGAACUGGGGAAGUAUCUUCAAAGGCUUGCAGAGGACAGGAAGAAAUAUGAGGAGUAUUUUAACUGGAAAAAACACUGGAAGGUGAAAGUUCAUGGGGACUGGAUCGAAAUGCUGUGCAAGAUAUGUUUACAAUACAGCAGUUUACCUCAGCACAAAGUUUAUUCCGAUCUAGAGGCCUGGGACAAGGAAGGAUAUAGACCAUGAAUUUUCAUUUAUUUCUUUUGUUGGUGACUGAAUAAAUAUUUGGAU